AUGGCCAACUUCAUUAGCCAAGCGCUUUGGACUCAAUCCUUUUGCAUCCCUUCGCCUCCUUUGACGGAGAAGAACCUGCCGGACCAGAAAGGCAGAGUCCAUAUCGUCACGGGUGGAUACGCUGGUGUUGGUAAAGAACUGUCUGCGAUUCUUUACGAAAAGGGUGCGACCGUGUACAUCGCGGGCCGCAACGAGCAGAAAGCCGAAGACGCCAUGCGUCAAAUCGAGGAGGAAUAUCCCUCGGCUUCGGGUCAUUUGCGCUUUCUGCUAUUAGACCUCAACGAUCUGACAUCCAUCAAGGCGAGCGCCGAGACUUUCAUGGCACAGGAAUCUCGCCUUGACGUUCUCGUCAACAACGCCGGUGUGAUGUUCCCUCCGGAAGGAUCCAAAACAACCCAAGGCCAUGACUUGCAAUUUGGAACCAACAUGCUGGGUCCGUUUCUGUUCACUAAACUCUUGAUGCCCAUCCUAGUGGAGACCGCCAAAACUGCUGUCCCAGGUUCAGUGCGGGUUCUCUGGGCUUCGAGUUUAGGAAUCCAGGUCUUGUCUCCAAACGGGGGUGGCAUGGUGCUUGAUGAAUCGGGCGCACCCAAAGUUCUUGAUAAUCAAGAGACCAACUACGGGCAGACGAAAGUCGGCAAUGUCUUCUUGGCCGUCAAACUGCAAGAGCUGUAUGGCUCUCAAGGUGUUCGAAGUGUCUCCUUCAACCCUGGAAACUUAAAGACAGAGCUUCAGCGUCACUCUACCGGAUUAAUGAUGAAAUUGGCGGAUUUGAUGCUCCACCCAGCAAAAUUCGGUGCUUAUACUGAAUUGUAUAGCGGCUGGAGCGAGGAAGUCGGUGCUGAUAAGAGUAUCACGUAUGUGAUGCCUUGGGGAAGGGAUGGUACACAUAUCGUCAGGUCGGAUAUCCAGAAGGCUAUCGAGAAUGGAUUAGCGGACAAAGUCUGGAAUUGGUGUGAGUCGGAGACUAAAAGUUACUUGUAA
Messenger RNA from Penicillium maclennaniae, 984 nucleotides. RefSeq names its product short-chain dehydrogenase. The coding region runs from base 1 to 984 and encodes 327 amino acids. Lineage: Eukaryota; Fungi; Ascomycota; Eurotiomycetes; Eurotiales; Aspergillaceae. The record is from RefSeq and is a predicted model, not a curated record. The transcript has a single exon.